AGAGCAGCAAUUAGGACUGCGACAAAGGGUGUUUGCGCGAACCAUUCCAACACGGACAGGAGAACAAGAUGGGGCAGUUAACGUUCCUGCUGCUAUGCGUCUUGCCGGCAGCCAUGUUGUUCAGCGAGAGCUGUGCGAGCACAACGGAUAUGACGUUACAGGAGGGAGCGGGAGGCAAAGAUGUUGUUGACGCCGUUCUCGGAAAACUGCGAGAAAACUGCAUCUUUUCCGACGAUCGCCUCUUCAUGCGCCGCCUGGCGUACGUGGAAACAAGGGACGGCACUCUUUACGACACUUACAGCACUAGCUACAAUGGUGGCAUCUGGAAGGUGGACGAAAACAUGUUCAAAGCCACCCAGACCUGCCCAAGCUACAUCAGCACAGAGUGCUCCCUCCUGCGUGCCAGUAGCCAGUUCCAGAACCUGGAAUGGACGAAAGUCACGUGGUCCGACCUGCGCAAGCCCUUGUACUCGGGAGUGGCCAGCGCCCUCUACAUGUUGCUGCAGCUGAGGAAAACCUCCCAGCAGAUGCCGGGCGAGGUUGAAGGUCAAGCCAGCAUCUGGUCUACACUCUACCGACCGGGUUCCUCUUCUCUUCUGUUCUCGCAAGGCGCUUCUAACGCCACUGACCUAAAGUGCCGUGGCAAGAUGGACGUCGCGUUUGUAAUGGACUCCUCGGGUAGCGUCAGCCGCGAGGAUUUUACCCUCACCUUGCAGUUCGCCGCCGCCGUCAGUCAGGCGCUACCUGUUGGCGUGGACGAGGCUCGGGUGGGCAUGGUGGUCUUUUCUUCAACCGCACGUGUGGAAAUGUACCUGAAAGACCACAGCAGCUCCGCGGCUCUGGCCAAAGCCAUCUUGGCGACGCAGUACAUGGGCAGCGGGACUAGCACGUUUCAAGCCUUGAACUUGACAAGGACUCAGCUGUUCGCAUCUGCCAACGGAGCCCGCUCUGGGGUUAGACGGGUCACCAUCCUCCUGACAGACGGGAUGUCUUCAAGCAUGACCAACACGGCCAACUCCGCACGGCUUCUAAAGGAAGAGGGCUCCAUCAUCUACGCCGUGGGUAUCGGGGGCUACUACUUGCCCGAGCUCCAAGCUGUCGCCUCGCAGCCUGUCUGUUCACACGUCUUCACCCUCGACAAGUUCUCUUACAUCACCGCCAUUCUCACCGAGAUCCAGAAAAGCACGUGCGAAGCCACAAUUGUGAUCCCCCCUGAUGAAGAAGUUGAGGGUAAAAUCCCCGAGGAAGGCAGUGACGACACCAUCGAGACUGAAGAGCCAGGACAAGACGAACACGUUGAGGUCGACGUGGAUUGUGGCGAGGUGGACGCCUAUGUGUCCUACAAGAACUCGAACCCUGGUCCUGCCCUUUAUGACGAGUUCAAGAAGGCGGUGCACAGGCAGCCCGCUCGUUUAGGCAUAGGGUCACGAUCGUCGGGGUCAGGGAGGAUGUACGUCAGACUCAUUGCCAGACGUCUCAGCCGACAGGAGGCUGCGGAGAAGAACUGCGAUGGCUACAACUACACUGUCGGUUCCAAGCCCAACCCGCCACCAACUACACGUCCACCAACGACGACCCAACGGCCAACGACGACCCAACGGCCAACGACGACCCUACCUCCAACGACGACCAAACCACCCACGGACUCUGGUCUGCCGGGCUGCUACCCGAGUCCCUGCACCCCAGAAAAUAUCGCAGCUCAACGGUUCUACUUCCCCUACACGUUGGACAUCAGCAAGUUUAUCCAAUGUGAUGCGUUUGGCAAGACCUUCCUGAUGUCGUGUCCCGCAGGUUUGGUGUGGAACCAGGUCAACUACGCCUGCUCGUGGCCACGACGUCGCUAACACCACCAACGACUGCAGGCAACGAAAAGAUACGAAACUUAAAGGACCCAUCAUCCCUAGAGUAGCUCUGUUCUCGCGGCUUUAAAUAGUCCGAAUUUUCUUAAAUAUGGACAGUUGUGCAAACUUUAAGCAGGACUGUUUAAAGGGGGAAGCUACCGAAAUAUUUACUCUCUGCUCGCAACAGGUCCGAGCAAUAACCAGUCGGGAACCCUGAACAAAUAAAAUAGAUUUUUUUCACAACUUUUCAAAAUUGUUUUCUUCAAAACAUUUGCUUUCUGAUUCGUGAAAGAUAUUUUUCUGUUUUGGGGAUACAAGUCUUUCAACACUGCGUGUUUCACCUGGGGUUUUGGAAAGAAGUUAAGAUAUUAUUUCUCUUAUUUCUCUUCAGGACUGACGUCUGAAGUACUAAUGGAAGCUGAUUUCUGUAGGCUUCUCUGAAAAAUUAUAAUCAAAAAUUCAUCAAAGUAUUUUUUUGUAAAAACCAAUAAAAUCUGUAUGUUUUGCUAA
Molecule: messenger RNA, 2351 nt
Organism: Pomacea canaliculata
Lineage: Eukaryota; Metazoa; Mollusca; Gastropoda; Architaenioglossa; Ampullariidae
Exons: 11
Coding region: 69-1844 (591 amino acids)
Cellular component (GO): extracellular region
Molecular function (GO): chitin binding
Source: RefSeq, a predicted model, not a curated record